Messenger RNA from Dendronephthya gigantea, 1218 nucleotides. RefSeq lists its product as uncharacterized. Bases 1 to 1218 code for a protein of 405 amino acids. NCBI's taxonomy places the organism in Eukaryota, Metazoa, Cnidaria, Anthozoa, Malacalcyonacea, Nephtheidae. Gene Ontology annotation, molecular function: catalytic activity. The record is from RefSeq and is a predicted model, not a curated record. The transcript is spliced from 2 exons.
AUGGCUGAAUUAACAACAUUAUCGGACACAAAUAUACUAAUUUGCUCUCGUUAUCGUCCACCAAACGCGGAUAAAAUCUGGAUGGAAUCUUUUGAAAAUUUUCUUAACGAUGUUCGCUCACGCUAUCCAAAAAUUGUUCUCGCUGGUGAUUUCAACUUACCGCACGCGUGCUGGAACUCGAAGGAGCCUUCCACCGGCAUGAAUAAAAAGAAAUUCAUCGAAAUUCUGAAAGAUUUUUACCUAGAACAAUUAAAUGAAGUUCCUACGAGAAAAAACAAUAUCCUUGAUCUCGUGAUUACAAGUAUUCCUGACAAGAUAAACAUGAGCGAAGUAUUAAAGCCAACUGAUGCAGGAAUCUCCACAGAUCAUAGCGCUUGUCUUGGAAAUCUUAACCUUCACGAGAAAAUAACAGAAAAUGGCAAUAUUAACCAAGAUUGGUCGGCCUGGAAAAAUACGUUUCUUACGGCAGUCGCAGAGUGUGUCCCUGUCAAAAAAUUGAAAGGUCGGAGGUUUCUUCCAUGGAUGAAUAAUACAAUCCUUCAUUUAAUUAAGAAGAAAAACACUUUAAGAAUGAAAAUUAAAAAAUCUUGUUUCCCAAGUGAUCACUUGAAAACUAAAUCCAAGAGUCUCCACACUACAAUUAAACAGAUGUUACGUGACAAUCGCCUUGAAUACUUGAACAGUAUUUGCGCAUCUCGUAAUUACAACCCAAAACACUUUUGGUCUUUUUUCAAAUUGAAGUCUAAAGUUAGGAACAUUCCGGGGAAAGUUUCAACAAAGAUAAACGAACGUGAAAGAAAACAUGUUGACAGCUACUCGGACAUCGCGAAUAUGUUCAAUGAAUAUUUUGCCUCUGUCCUCACUCCACAAUUUGUUAGUGACAUCUUAGAACAUCGAGGCUAUACCUACAAUACUAUCACAAUGCAGGACAUAACAUUAUCGGAAGCAGAAGUCAUAGCUGUAAUAUUGAAUUUAGACAGCAACAAAGCGCAAGGUCCAGACAACAUCUCACCGCGUUUGCUGAAAGAAACAGCCAUUCAAAUUGGGCCUUCGCUCUGUUCUCCCUUUAACAAGUCCCUUCAAAUUGGUGUUGUUCCAAGCGACUGGAAACUUUCAAACGUGGUUCCUGUGUAUAAAUACGGAGAAAAGUCCUAUGUUGAACAUUUCCGACCAAUUUCACUGCUUUCACUCCAAAGUUCUUCAACGUUGCAUCUUUAA